AUGGCAAAAACCAAUCUCUCCAAGUUGUUGCCCAAACUCAUCAAAAAGGGUGGCCAGCAGGUGAAAGAUCUCACGCAGAAGAUUUUGGAUAAUGCCGCCGCCUACACUAAGCGCAAGCUGGAGAAUGAUAAGAAUGCAAAGGAAGACCUUUCGACCAAGGGUACCCUGGCAGAUAGCACUGGCUUGAAACGAGCCCGUGAGACUGACAGUGGUUUGCAAUCUGGACCGAAGCGAAUGGCUGUCAAUAGCAACCUCAAGGAUGCAACUAAAACUGCUCCUGGGUUGACUAAGGGGACUCAAAUGAAUAAGCUGCCUGGUGCUGCAGCCCUGCGUCCCAAACCUAAUGUCGUUGCCCCAAAACCGUCAAGUCUUUUCGGUACCCUAAGCUCGGCAUCCAAGAGACCUGGAACUACAAAUGCAGAGCGGGCUGCAGCAGCCGCCGCCGCAAAACCAAAUGCGACUGGCGAAAAGGAAAAGACUCCGGCACCCAAGCCCUCUUUCUCCUUUGGGGAUAUUAUGGCUGAUCUCAACAAGCCAAAGGAAGCCCCAUCUCCUAAACCUACCGAAGAUCAUCCCCCAGAGACCGAGGAGCAACGUACAAAGCGGUUGCGCAAGGAAGAGCGCCGCAAGCUACGAGUGACUUGGAAGCCUGAUGACAAUCUUACGGAAGUCCGAUUGUUCACUCAUGACCCUGAUGAAGAAUUAGGACCAGGCGAUGGAUCAAUGCGCAGCAUGGGGGAUGUCAAGGGUGAGGGUAGCGUACUGAAGCUGCACAAGGAUAUGGAAGAACUUGAAGAGGAAGACAUGGGCGGUAUUCGCGAGACCGCUUUCUCCGAUGAAUACAAUCUCUCAACGAUUGAUCACGACUUUGAAGCCCCCAUGGACAGCAACUUCACCAAGCGCGGUGGUCCACUGGCACCACUGAGUCCAGAGAAAGAAGCCCAAGAUCAACGAGAGGCCACCACCCUCAUGGUCUUCUACACAUCCCCUGCUGAUAUGCCUGAUACACCUAAAGAGCCGCCAAGUCCCGAUCCUGAUGAAGUUGUUCCGGAUGUAGUGCCAUUUGGUGCGAUACCCGAUCUCGUCAGGGUUAGACAAGAACGCAUUUAUGCCAACCAAAACCCUAAGCCAACGUCCACUCAACAGCCGCAACAGCCCACGACCGGAAAUAAUGGAAUCGACAUUUCUAACCUGCUUAAGAUCAUUCAGGGUGGCGCAGCAGGCCAGCAGCCAGCUCCAGCUCCGGCGCCGGCGCCGCCAGCUCAGCCAGAUCUCGAACAGACAAUCAACAUGUUCCGACAGCAACAACCCCAGGCUCAACCUCAGAUGCCAGUGGCCCCUGCUCCACCGGUCGCACCGGCCACUGCGGCUCAGCCCCAACCAUAUGAUUUCAACGCAAUUCUGAAUUUCAUGAAGCAAUGGCAGGGUCCGGGUGGGUUUGCCCAGCCGCAACAAUUCCCGCCUGCCAUGGCUCCCAACAUGGGUGCUAUGUUCUCCCAACUUGGACAGAACCAACAACCGGCUGCUCCACAAUACCCGCAACAAAAUUAUGAUUAUGAUGACCCAGAGCGUAAGCGGGGUCGUGAUACCGGUCACUAUGACGACUUUGACCCAGCUUGGAGCCGGUCGAAACGAACUAAGAGCACUGACAAGCCUUACAAGGUAGGACUUGUUGCUUGCAAGUUUUGGGCUGAAGGCAUGUGUCGCAAAGGCGACAAUUGCACUUAUCGUCACGAUCCGCUUUGA
Penicillium salamii is the source of this 1746-nucleotide messenger RNA. Lineage: Eukaryota; Fungi; Ascomycota; Eurotiomycetes; Eurotiales; Aspergillaceae. The record is from the annotation of a GenBank genome assembly.